Molecule: messenger RNA, 1477 nt
Organism: Larimichthys crocea (large yellow croaker)
Lineage: Eukaryota; Metazoa; Chordata; Actinopteri; Sciaenidae
Product: betaine--homocysteine S-methyltransferase 1
Exons: 8
Coding region: 60-1181 (373 amino acids)
Biological process (GO): L-methionine salvage
Cellular component (GO): cytosol
Molecular function (GO): zinc ion binding; betaine-homocysteine S-methyltransferase activity
Source: RefSeq, a predicted model, not a curated record
AUUCUGCGCAGGUCUGACCCUGAACUUUGGACAAACAGACUCUGGAGCUGUUAUUAACUAUGGAGAGGAAGCAAAGAAGGGGUAUCCUGGAGCGCCUGGAUGCUGGAGAGGUGGUUGUUGGCGAUGGAGGUUAUGUGAUGCAGCUGGAGAGACGUGGCUACGUGAAGGCAGGACACUGGACACCUGAGGCUGCUGUUGAACAUCCUGAAGCAGUGCGGCAGCUGCACAGGGAGUUCCUGAGGGCCGGAGCUAAUGUGCUUCAGACGUUCACCUUCUACUGCAGUGAGGAUAAGCUGGAGAUCAGCGGCAACGUCACUAACAUCACUGGUGCCCAGAUCAAUGAAGCCGCCUGUGUCCUGGCCAGGGAGGUAGCCAAUGAGGGUGAUGCAUUGGUCACUGGGUGCGUCUCUAUGACUCCAUGUUAUGCAGAUAGUCACAGUGAGACUAAGGUUAAGGCCAUCUUUAAGAAGCAGAUGGACGACUUCCUCAAAAAGGACAUUGAUUUCUUUAUCGUGGAGUUUGUCGAUCAUGUGGAAGAGGCAGGCUGGGCAGUGGAAGUGCUGAAGACCAGUGGUAAACCGGUGGGUGCAACGCUGUGCAUCUCCCCUCAUGGAGACAUGGAUGGAGUCCCACCUGGAGAGUGCGCUGUCAGGCUGGUCAAAGCUGGAGCUGACAUUGUUGGCGUAAACUGCCACUUGGAUCCUCUGACGUGCAUUCGUACAGUAAAGUUGAUGAAAGAAGGAUUACAGAAAGCUGGUCUCAAAGCCCAUCUCAUGAUCCAGCCACUGGGCUUCCACACCCCUGAGUGCAACUUAGGGGGAUACACUAGCCUGCCUGAAUACCCCUUCGCAUUGGAGACCAGAGCAAUUACCCGCUGGGACAUCCAUAAAUACACCAGAGAGGCUUACAAUGCUGGAAUUCGCUACAUUGGUGGCUGCUGUGGAUUUGAGCCUUACCAUAUCAGAGCUAUAGCAGAGGAGCUGGCUGCAGAGAGAGGAUUCCUCCCACCAGCUUCAGAGAAGCAUGGACUCUGGGGAGCUGCUCUGGAGAUGCACACUAAACCCUGGGUCAGAGCCAGGGCUCGUCGAGAGUACUGGGAAAACCUUUUGCCUGCUUCUGGACGUCCCAAAUGCCCUUCCAUGGCCACACCGGCCGAUGGUUAUGAAACAGCUGGAAUCUAACAUCCUGUCAUGAUCUCCUGUAUGAACCGUACAGCUUCCUUUCUGAUCAAUCAAAGCUUUGUUUACACUGAGAAUCAUUAGAUGCUUCAUCCUGUUUCAAAACUCAACAAUUCAAACUCAUUAUUUGUCUGUCUAGUUGGCUGACUCAUGUUAUACAUACCAUGGUAGUUCAGUCAUUAGUGAAUCAACUGAUUGUGUAACUGUCAUAAAAAUCAGGGUUACGCAGCUAGUUAGAUGUUUUAACUUAUACGAUGUUUGUUCUUAUAUUACAUGUCCUGAGGGCACUUCCCUUUAUU